Molecule: messenger RNA, 849 nt
Organism: Penicillium macrosclerotiorum
Lineage: Eukaryota; Fungi; Ascomycota; Eurotiomycetes; Eurotiales; Aspergillaceae
Product: MFS general substrate transporter
Exons: 3
Coding region: 1-849 (282 amino acids)
Biological process (GO): transmembrane transport; basic amino acid transport
Cellular component (GO): fungal-type vacuole membrane
Molecular function (GO): basic amino acid transmembrane transporter activity
Source: RefSeq, a predicted model, not a curated record
AUGAUCGCUACAAUUGCGACGCCUAUUGCCAGCUCUCUAUCGGCCGCAUCAAGCUUUUCAUGGAUCACAACAGCCUAUUUUAUCGGCAGCACCCUAUUGCAGGCUAUUAGUGGUCACCUGGCCAACGCGUACGGGCGCCGCAAGGCUCUCGCCGUCAAUUAUGCUCUCUUUUCCCUGGGAAAGUUUUUCUGCGGUCUAGCAACCACGCAUCUGCCUCUGUUCUUGGCGGGCCGCGCCUUACAGGGUAUUGGCGGUGGCGCUAUUGCUUCAAUCACAUCGAGACGGAUCUUAUUCCUGCCCACCAACGUGCCCUCAUUGGAGACUUUGGCUCUAUGCUCUAUGGCUUGUGCCCACCGGCGCCUUGAUAUUGUUGGCAUGACGAUCUUGAUUGUCACAAUUGUGCUGUCGCAAUUCGGACUCAAUCACGGAAGCACCACCUUCGCAUGGGCCGACGCCGGCACCCUCGCCCCUCUCACAGGCUGUUUCGUCAGUUCUAUGUUCUGUGUGCCCCUCUACGUUCAGGUCUUUGGUCUCUCUGCCUUCGAGGCCUCCCUUCGACUUAUCCCUUUAGCAGUUGCCUUCGGGGCCUGUUCUGGAGCUGCUGGCUAUCUUGUUGUUUGCUUACGACGAUACUAUCAUCUGAACAUUCUUCUGUUAUCCAUUGCUACAGUCGGCUACGGUCUCCUCUGCUCACUGGGUCCAGCAUCGUCUUCUUGGAAACCGUACCUGUUCCUUGGCAUCAUUGGUAUUGGCGUUGGAGGAACUUACGUUACAAAUAUUAUGGGGAUUCUAAUGUCCGUGUCGGAGGAAAACUUGGCAACAGUUCAGAGCGCUUCUUGGGCAGUUUGA